Molecule: messenger RNA, 3455 nt
Organism: Hymenoscyphus albidus
Lineage: Eukaryota; Fungi; Ascomycota; Leotiomycetes; Helotiales; Helotiaceae
Source: the annotation of a GenBank genome assembly
CAGUUUUGUAUGUUCCACUGAGUCCACCAAUAAUGGAGACAGAGCUUGUACUUUCCGCAGCCUCAACAUAUUGCUAUGCAGAUCAUCGUCGCGACUGUUGUGUAGUGUUGUACAGCCGGCAUCUUGGCCAUCAUGGUGAAGAAGAGAAUAAGUCGGGCGGAGAUUGUAUGACCUCGGUGUUUUGGUAUAUAUUUAUGAUUGGUGCCUAGCUGCCAACUACCUGGAACGACCAGACGAAAUUGUGACCUUUCCAGUACGAAAUUGUAACUUACCAGACAAGGACUUGCUAGAGGUGAAUGUACAUGGGGAAAUCGGCUGACCUCACGGGUGGACAUGGCUACUACUACCUAAGCCUUGUACGCAGCUAUAAGACCAAGGCUGGCUCCACCGCAUAAGCGAAACGAGACCUCCAGACCACCCCGCGCUUUCUUCGCGAACAUUUACAACUCCGCAUCGAAGACAUCAAUCUCACACAUUCUCAAACCGCCAUUGGGCCUGGAAUCUCUAGUCAGACAUCAUGUCCGAGCCCAGAAAAAACCAUGAUAUUGGCGCUACGUACGUAUUCAUCUCGAUCUGCGCGGCUACGCAGGUGAGGGGGAGUUGCUUGAUCCAACUCUUGCUAAUGCGCUCCAUCCAGCACUGCCACUACAACUGGCGCCGAUGUCUCCCCAGCGGAAAAACCCAAGGCUUCAAUUGCAGGUGGUUCAACUCGUCACAAGAAAGACGUAGCAGCAAUCAAAGAAAAUACUACGGGAGAGUAAGUUGGCACCCACCACUCCGUUCAUAUGGCACAUGACCUGGCUAACAAUUUACAGAAUUAGGAACCCUCUCGCCGGUAUUCCCAAGGCCCAACUCCUGCAAGAUGUUGAUGAGUUUGCUGCUCAAUAUGGACUUGAAGACAUCAAACAUUGGAUCAUUAAGGGUGCUCUUGUAGCUCAGAGUCCACAUUACAUUGAUAAUAUUGCAGAAAUAGAUGAGGAAGAUCGACAUGUUCUACACGAGGAGGUUUCCCAUAAGUGGAAGCAUCCUAGAACCUUAUACGUGACCAUCAUUAUGGUGAGUAGCUCCUUUCGUUUUCUUGAUCCACUAGCUUAUAGCCAUCGACACCAUCUUUGCUUUGACGAUUUGUGUAUAACGAAAAGGAAAGCAGUACUGAUGCCUGACAGAACUCUAUUGCCGCCGCUAUUCAAGGAUGGGACCAAACUGGUAAAAGCGCUUGAUGGCAUAGUGAUUGGGAACGUACACUGAUGUUCGGCAGGCUCUAACGGUGCAAAUCUUACCUUUGGACUCGAUCUUGGUAUCCCUGACUCCCCUCGAGAUGCUGCAAAUCCCGGAGGCUGCAUUUCGGCAUCUGAAUGCAAUACGAACGCAUGGCUUGUGGGUUUCGUCAAUUCAUGCCCCUACAUUGCUAUCUGUCUCUUGUAAGCUUACACCUACGACGUUCGUCUCUUGCGACGGACAGCCUUAAAUGCACAUUGUAGGCUGCUAAGAUCUAUGAAAUAGUGCUGCCUGGAUCUCCGACCCUAUCAACAAUUGGAUCGGCCGUCGUGGUACUAUCUUCGUUGCCGCUAUAUUCUCUGUUCUCGCUCCAAUUGGUUCUGGACUUGUACAAACAUGGGGACAAUUGGUCGCUUGUAGAGUUUUGCUUGGACUAGGAAUGGGUCUCAAGGAGGUUACGGUUCCAGUCUUCUCUGCUGAAGCAGCACCUACAAACAUUCGUGGUGGAUUGGUAAUGUCGUGGCAAACAUGGACAGGUAACUUCCCCCUUCUUAAUUUAUACUACGAUUUUGAGACGUUGUUUUACCCCGAAUUUGUCUUGAACCUCUAUUAUGACUAAACAUGGAAAUGCUGACUCUGACAGCUUUUGGAAUUCUACUGGGGACAUGCGCAAAUUUGAUUUUCGCCAAUUCCGGUGCAAUUGCCUGGCGUCUUCAAGUUGGUUCUGCUUUUGUUCCUGCCAUUCCUCUUGUUAUUGGUAUCUGGUUUUGUCCUGAAUCUCCUCGUUGGUUGAUGAGAAAGCGUCGAGUUGCUCAGGCAUACAAAUCACUUCUUCGACUUCGUAAUACGCCCUUACAAGCCGCUCGUGAUCUUUAUUACAUCCAUGCCCAACUUGUCUAUGAGGACCUCCUCCUCGAGGAAUCUGGACUAGCUAAGAGUGGAAACAUGUUCACUCGAUUCUUUGAGUUGUUCACUAUUCCACGUCUCCGAAGAGCUACAUGGGCUUCUGGUGUUGUUAUGAUCGGACAGCAGAUGUGCGGAAGUGAGUAUCUCUUUCCCGAAGAUUCAGACGUAGUGCGGUCUAACUUUUGAAUAGUCAAUAUCAUUGCUUUCUACUCUUCCACAAUUUUUAAGGAAUCAGGAGCGAACAAUGUUACAGCACUUCUCGCCUCGUUUGGUUUUGGUCUCGUCAAGUAAGUGAAGUCUAAUCCAAGCCCGCUGAGAUUAUCUCAUUUUUGUAAACUACGUCAUUUAGAGCUUACAUAAAAUCAAACCGAAAGUUACUAAUCUGUCUAUAGUUUCGUAUUCGCCUGGCCUGCAGUAUGGACCAUCGACACAUUCGGUCGUCGCGGCCUCCUUCUAUUCACAUUCCCAAACAUGUGCUGGACCCUACUCGCAGCUGGAAUGAGCUAUUACAUCCCCAACGUAGGCAAAAGCCGUCUCGCCGUCAUGUCCCUCUUCAUUUACAUCUACGACGCCUUCUAUUCACCCGGCGAGGGACCCGUGCCCUUCACCUACUCUGCAGAAGUCUUCCCUCUCUCCCACCGAGAAAUCGGCAUGUCCUGGGCUGUCGCGACCAACAAUUUCUGGGCCACCAUCGUAUCUCUGACCUUUCCGCGCCAACUCAAGGCCUUUGGUAUCCAGGGUGCGUUUGGCUUCUAUGCUGGAAUGAAUGCGCUUGCUUUCAUCAUGAUAUUCUUGUUUCUGUAUGAGACCAAGCAGAGAAGUUUGGAGGAGUUGGAUUAUGUCUUUGGUGUCCCGAUUACGCAGCAUGCCAAGUAUCAGGCCUUUACGGUUGCCCCGUGGUGGUUCAGACGCUAUGUGCUUAUGCGGAAGGGUGAGGUUUGUCCGGAUCUUUGUAAGUUUGAGCACGAGACAUGGACCGAGAGUGAUGAGAAGGAUAAGCAGGUUGAGGUGGAGACUAAGCAUAUUGUCUAAAAGCGUUCGUUGGGACUUGGUAAGGUGUGAGGGACGGGAGAAAAUUGGACCCGCUACCCUUAUUUCCUGCUUAGACUUUUCUCACGUUGGCUUUCCUUGAGGGAGAGUUGGGGGAUUCUUCGAAGAAGGGUUCUUUUGACGUUGGUUCGAGGUUUCUUGAAUAAGCCACUGCAUGAAAACCCAUACGGGUGAUCUGUAACGCUUUGGCAAUUCUUUUAUUUGAAAUUGAUUGAGUUAAUACUAGGCAGUUACUAUUAAUGAAGUUGUUUUCCUGAAGAUCUUUCUUUUUCGUUCUCUUG